GAACCGGAGGGAGUGGCUUGCGCGUCGGGGUCCCGCCAGAUGUAGAGGGUUUAAAGUGGAUUUGCGAUGGGGCCAGCUCCUUCCGUAUUAGGUAGCCGGAAAGCAUCCCAAAGAGCGUGCUCCAUCCUCUCCUUCCCGUUUUCUUCUUGAUUUAUGGCGGUUUCUCGUUCUUGAUAUUAUGGCGCCUAAAAGGGAAAAGCCGACUGCGUCGUCGAUUACAGAAAGAAAUGUCACCCACGCAGCAGGGCAAAGCAGGGCAAUGCUUCUACGUCCGGCGAUGAGAAGAUGGUGUGGCGGCGUUUCAUCGGUGUGGGCGGAAAAGGACUGUCCGCUAUCUCGGUUCUCACUCAUGGCAGGUUGCUGUUGGGUCUGCCACUUGUGUCACUCUUGACAUCUAUCGCUUGGGCAUGCCGUUUUGUUGAUCUUGCUGCUGAGUCGCGACAACCGCUUCAGAUUGCUGCUAGAUCGCCAUUAUCGUCUUUGGGUUUGUUGCUGGGCCGUCACUGUCGAGAUCGGCUAUUCAAAUUCCAACCAGCCCGUCCACAGAGAUUGGGUGUUUUGUCAGCUUUGAACAUUAAAUUUCUCAUGGAUGGGGAAGGUGGGCGUUCAAGCUGUUGGGCAUUCUGCAACAUGCCUGAUACUCACGAUUUACUGCCUCAUUUCUGUUUGGUUUGUUGGUGGUCUCACUGCAUAAUAGUGCCAACCAGCCUAUCAAUUCCAUAUAUGUACUUCCGAUUGUUCAAACGACAAAGAUGUGGGAGGAUUUGGGGAUAGACACCGAUGUAGAUGAAGAUGAUGAAGGUCGAGGUUCCGAGAUGCUAUGAUGGAAGAAAGAAGAACAUCGACAAUCCCUUUCUCGUUGGUUGAAUUUCCAAGGUACGACCCCAUGACACAUUGCCUUUCCAGUUCUGUAGCCUGUAGGUUUCUAUGUAUCGUCUCGCUCUCGUUCUCUGUUAGCGUCUGUGUCUAAUCUUUCAUCCAUUGGAAGGGCCUGGUUAGGUCUUUCAAAUGCGACACGUGGUGUGUAUGUUGGAAGCUGUGCGUCCCUUGAAAAGCUAGAACUCCUAAGGGUUCCGAUCUCUCAUCUGUGCGCAUUGGCGCGAUCGUUAAGCUUUCUGAAGGAUGUAUGGUUGUUUGUUGCACAAAAUUGCAGCGGAUAUUUGUCUCCUACACUUUUUUGCAAUGAAAUAUGCUCUCCUUCUGUCAACCAGCUGCAAUAUAGAUUUCUUCGCUGAAGCCUUCCUUCUGUUUUUCUUUAUUCUUUUUUUUUUCUCUCUACAUUCUUAUGUGCCACUAAUUGUAUUAGAUAUAACAUGUUAACGAGUUAGAGUAUAUUCUUUAUCCCUCUAACUCGGCUUGUGAACAUCUCUACUAAUAACUCAUACUUGAAGUCAAAACCAAUUCAGCAUAAGUAGCUUAUCAUCAUCAAACCAUUCAUGUGACACGCACACGCACAUCGAAGCUUGACCACCAAGAACAAUCCAAGAUGCCCGCCCUUCAAAGCUGUUUAUCACCCUUAAACUUGCCCUGUUGAUGUCCAAGAUGCUCAUCUGCCAACCAACAAAUUGUCCAAUUCACUUGAUGUUCUUUAAAGUUUUUAAGGUUGAAUGUUAAGCUUCCUGAAAGACAUUUAUUACGCAUUUAAAGCGGAAGGUAAAAUAUAGGCUGACUUCACCUAAACUGACACAGAACUUCCAGGGUAUAUUUGGGUCUAUAUUUGUUAUUAAAGAUUUCAUAGAAGUUCAAAUUUGAUGAGUAAGUUAUUUGAAGAUUCCAAGGAGUAAUCAUGCAUAAUAAGAACUUAUUUAUUUCGAUAACUAUUAAGUACUGAGAGGAAUUUUACUGGUCAUUCAGAUUCUUCUAAUGAUCUUUGCAUACGUAGUAGCAUAGGCAGCAUUUACUUGUUAUGGAUGUUCAUGGAGGGAAUUUUUUCCUAUUUUUUAUAUGCAACUUUGAACCUAACCUACAUUAUGCAAUUUGGCAACGUUUCAAGCGUGUCUUGAAUAUCAACCAAAUUCUGUUGAUUGAUGAUGAACCACAUCUCAAUCAACUAUCAGGAACAAGAACCCGUUCAGAUUCAGUUGCAUUUGUUUUCAACUUUUUCAAUUCAUGAACCUCUGUUUACAAUGACAAGGUUUUUUUUUAUAUAUAUAUAUUAAAUUGUUUGUUUAAUGUUUAACUUUUUAAUUAAGAAAUCUCUUGUUUUUGUAAUUUUGAAAUCAUAGAUCAAGGUAAACUACGUAUUCUAUUUAUCCAUUUGAUAGAUGAUGCAUUGACUUUGGUCAUGUGACGUUUCCUGUACCAUAGUCGCUUCUAGAUCCAUGUGCAGCUCUGUAAUGGAAGCUCUCUGAUCAUUCGUAGUUAUAUGUUAUUUAUAACAUUGACGGAAGAUGAAGUUGGAAGGAUGCAUGAGAGUUUACCAUUGAUCUUGUUUCAUAAUUCAUUCACAUUAACUCGUGGAUAAUGUUGCUCUUGGUAAGUUUCUGGCUUUGAUUUUGAAAAAAAACUGUUAGUCCAUAAGUUGACGAUGCUCAUUGAAUAGGCCACCAUAAUCCAAUUGAUGCAGCUAGUUGUGUUCGGCCAUAAUAUGUCUUCAAACCAUCGAUUAUGUUGGUGGUUCUAUUUCGAUUGAGACAUUCUAAAAUCAAUAGUAGUGCAACUUCCAUUUCUUUGAUUGUGGUUGCUAUUGCUGUAUUUUGCUUAUCAAUGAUGGGCUUUUGGCCCAGACUGAGUCUUAGAGAUGUGUACAAAAGGGAUUGAAAAUCUGGGUGGUUAAGUUUGCUGGAGACUUACUUAAUCCUUAUUAGGUUUCCUAGCAGAACUUCGUUCAUGAGGUUUGUGCAUACAUAGUAACAUAAACCAGAAGGGAAGAGGGAAUCAUCUGAACUAGUUUGGUUGAGAGCAAGGCUUGUAUUCUUUAGUGAGUUCUUAGUUCACAUUCUGUUCAAAUAUUAGACAUACUCAUGUUGGUCUCUAUAAAAACCUCUCUGGUUCAUGGUCACUAUAUGUUUGGUUUGAUAUCCAUAAUUUGUCUGU
Messenger RNA from Nymphaea colorata (pocket water lily), 3036 nucleotides. RefSeq names its product sphingoid long-chain bases kinase 2, mitochondrial-like. The transcript has 4 exons. The coding region runs from base 286 to 774 and encodes 162 amino acids. The record is from RefSeq and is a predicted model, not a curated record. Lineage: Eukaryota; Viridiplantae; Streptophyta; Magnoliopsida; Nymphaeales; Nymphaeaceae. Gene Ontology annotation, molecular function: kinase activity.